UAUUACUUAGUUAUUAAAUUUAUAGUAACCACAUUGUGUGAUCUUGUUCCAUUUCUUUCUUUCACGAUCGUCAUAUCAAGCUAGAACAAUUCAUCAUGAGCUCCGACAACAGAAGUGAUGAUCAGCGGUUCGAUUCCGACCGUUCGUUUUGGUUAAGCACGAGUUCUUACGAUGCCAACAGCAAGAUCUUACUCUUCACCAUCGUUUCCUUCUCUGUUAUUAUCCUCAUCGUCUUCGCUUAUCAUCUCUACGCAAGGUUCGUUCUCCGCUACCGUAGACCAGCCUUCCAAGACCUAUCCUUUUCCGUCGUUUCUCACCGGCCAAAACGUGGCCUCGACACUCUAGUCAUCGCUUCUCUCCCAACGUUCCUUGUUGGAGUCAAGAAUGACGUGGCGGGUACUGAAUGUGCGGUUUGUCUAAGCUUGUUGGAGGAGAAAGAUACAGCGAGGAUGCUACCGAACUGCGAGCACGUUUUCCACGUAAGUUGCGUUGACACGUGGCUCACCGCGCAGUCCACUUGUCCCGUUUGUAGAACUGAAGUCAAGCCAAAUCCAAGGCUUGAGCCUGAACCAAGAGAAGGGCCAGUUGGUGAUGGUGCACCGCCGUUGGAUUUCGCGGCGGCAUCUUUGUCGGAUCACAACAAAACCGGCGGGUCAUCGGUUUCGCGGUUAGAUUCAUUUCGAAGGAUUUUGACAAGGCAAAGAUCUUCUAACAGUAAUAAUGAUCAUUCUCGCGUUGACCAAGAUCGUGCAUUGGAUAUAGAACGUCAAUGAAAUCAGUCUAUAGUAUAUGUGAUUCAUGUUCAUGUACAAUACAAUACUACUCUUUGUUCCUUUAAAUUUUGAUUUGUGUAGUCAAAAUGUUUUGAAUGUGUAUGACGGCAAGCUUU
Messenger RNA from Capsella rubella, 889 nucleotides. Its product is annotated as RING-H2 finger protein ATL40. Bases 96 to 773 code for a protein of 225 amino acids. The record is from RefSeq and is a predicted model, not a curated record. The transcript has a single exon. NCBI's taxonomy places the organism in Eukaryota, Viridiplantae, Streptophyta, Magnoliopsida, Brassicales, Brassicaceae.